AUGAGGGAAGAAGCAGUUCUGCAGCUUAAUUUUUGUGAACUUCCUAUUAACUAUUGUUCUGGUUUUGUUUUUAUCAAGGAUUUCUUUAUUCAAGAUAUUAAUGCAGGAUUCAAGGAUGAAACAGAUAUACCUGAACAAUUAGUUCCAAUUUCUUCUCUAUCUGAAGAGCAGUUGGAAAACUUAAUUAAGAAGUUGAGAAAAGCAAGUGAAGGUUUGAAUUCUACACUUGAAGAUCACAUUUUGUCCCAUCCAGCAUUACAUGAUGCCCUUAAUGACCCUAAAAAUGGUGAUUGUGCAACCAAGCACCUGAAACAGCAGAUGCUGAAAAAGUUCACUUCAUCCUAGUAGAAAAAGUGACCACAAGAUUCAAGGUAAGUUAAACCAUUGUAGUAUAUUAGUGCUCGAACAUUGUGUUUUCCUUCUAUAGGAAAAGAAAAAAACGAUAGAAACAUGGCUUUUAAAAUGAAUCUUCUCUUUUAUACAUUUGAUUGUAGGUUUUUGUUUUGUUUUUUGUUUUUUGUUAAUGAUGUUUGACUCUAAUUGUACUGAUGACUUAAACUGAAGGUAAUAUGUAGACCAGGCUGGCCUGGAACUCACAGAGAUUGCCUGCCUCUGCCUCCCAAGUGCUGGGAUUAAAGGCGUGCACCACUACACCUGGCAUGAUCCAUGCUCUUAAAGUGAUUUGCAGAGACAAGAAAAUCUAUGAACAGAGCCAGAGCCAGGUUUCCAUUACAUUCGUACAUUCACCACUGUGGAGAAACUGCUUCUUCAAUAAAUACCUAUUAAGCAUAUUCUUGGGCACCAUGAUAGACACAUUGUAUAUGAAGUUAAAGAUAAGGUGCCUAGCCGGGCGUGGUGGCUUGGACCUUUAAUCCCAGCACUCAAGAGGCAGAG
Messenger RNA from Nannospalax galili (Upper Galilee mountains blind mole rat), 894 nucleotides. RefSeq names its product tRNA:m(4)X modification enzyme TRM13 homolog. The transcript has 4 exons. NCBI's taxonomy places the organism in Eukaryota, Metazoa, Chordata, Mammalia, Rodentia, Spalacidae. The record is from RefSeq and is a predicted model, not a curated record. Bases 1 to 345 code for a protein of 114 amino acids.